AUGAUUCCAAUGUUACCAGUUUGUGAUUCACGAGCAAUGCUUAUGCCUGUUAAUUCAGGUAUAUGCGGAGCUCCACCUGUUAUGGUACCAAUGAUGCCGGCAGCUGGUGCACCUCUUUUAUGUGCACCAAAUAAUUUCGGUUUGUGUUCAACAACAAGUAUAAUGAGUGAAUAUAAUGCACAAAUGUAUGGUCGAUUUCAACAUGUUGAACGAGAACAUCCACGUUAUCGUCAUGCACCAUUUGAUUGGUAUCGUCCACCGAAACAACGUCAUAAUAUUGUUCAUGAAGAUGCAGCUGUUGUUACACUUGAUGGACCUGUACCUAUUGGAGAUUUCUAUCGUCAUUAUAUUUAUGGUGAUGGUUAUGAUGAUUAUGAUGAUUAUGAUGAUUAUGAUGAUGAUGAUGAAUAUUACGACGAUGAUGAUGAUGCAGGCUCGUUUGCAUCAGAUGAAUAUGAUGAUACAGUAGUACCAUCAUAUGAACCAAGAAGUAUUGGAUAUCGACGAGAUCCUCAGCGAGGUCCUGGUUCAGUUGCUGAUAGUUAUAUACCAUCUAAUCGAUCAGCGAUAAACUCACGUAAUUAUGCAAAACUUGAUCCUACUCGUCGAACUUCUAUGCGACCAUCAAACUAUCAAAGAAAUCGAUCAUUACUUGCCGAUAAUGAUAUGGAUGAUGCAGCUUCAAUUAAUAGUACAUAUGGAAAUUAG
Messenger RNA from Adineta steineri, 708 nucleotides. Lineage: Eukaryota; Metazoa; Rotifera; Eurotatoria; Adinetida; Adinetidae. The record is from the annotation of a GenBank genome assembly.